GCGCACGUCGGGGCGGGGCGGGUUGGUCGCGCGCGUGCGCAGAAGGAGGGUCGAGGCCGAGCAGCGAGCGAGCGGAACCCGGCCGGGUGGGUCCGUCCCUUCGUGGUCUGCGCUCCGCCGCCUUGCCCCGCUGCUACCGUCGCCGCCGCCGCUAUGGGAGUGCAGGUGGAGACCAUCUCUCCCGGGGACGGACGCACCUUCCCGAAGCGCGGGCAGACCUGCGUGGUGCACUACACCGGGAUGCUGGAAGAUGGAAAGAAAUUCGAUUCUUCCCGGGACAGAAACAAGCCCUUUAAGUUUAUGCUAGGCAAGCAGGAAGUGAUCCGAGGCUGGGAAGAAGGGGUUGCCCAGAUGAGUGUGGGUCAGAGAGCCAAACUGAUUAUCUCCCCAGACUACGCCUAUGGUCAUACUGGACACCCAGGCAUCAUCCCACCCAACGCUACUCUCUUCUUUGAUGUGGAACUUCUAAAGCUGGAAUGACAGGAAUGGCUUCCCCCUGCGCUCCCCAUUCUUGGAUGUGCCGUGGAGGGAUCUGGCACCUCCCAACGCCAGCAGGCGGAUCCACACGGAGCUUUUCCUGACGUCCCACUCCACUCUGUAGAAACAUCUUCCCCGACUGAAUGUUCUAUCACCUGGCUUUGCUCUUCCCCUUUCUCCUCGUAUGUGUGUUGACCAACUAUAUGCCAUAAACCUCAAGUUAGUUGUUUUAUUCUGUUUUCAUUUUGGGGUGAAGAUUCAGUUUCGGUCUUUUGAAAUAGGUUUCCAAUGAAGUAUUAGUCGAGUAUUAACAGCACAAGCAAUGGGUUAACUUCAGAAUGGGAAUUGGUGUGGGUGGGAGGAGUGCAAGAAUUUUUAUUUUAUUUUUUUUUGAUGAAAUUUUUAUUAUAUAUUAAACAUUCUUGCUGCUGCGCUGCAAAGCCAUAGCAGAUUUGAGGCGCUCUUGAGGGCGGAAAUAUUCUCUGAGUUGAGAGAAGUCCUUGGGUUGAAUGAACAGCCCUACCUAAAAUGAAGUGGGGAGAGCCUUUGCCUUCACUGCCUGCCCCACCCUCCCCUUAAUAUCCUUUGCCUUCGAAAGCAGAUUGUUUUCACGACAAUGAUGGACACUACAGGUAUCCUCUGGGCCUCUCAGGACCCCUGAAGCCUUCUCUGUGGCCGGGCCCUUCCCUCUGUCCCUCCCUUCCCCCUUCCUGUGGUUUUUCUAAUGGAUAUUCAGGACUUUUUGUAAUCUAGUUAUCCAAACUACACUUCCUAAAUUUUAAGAACUUCAACGGAAAGUUUAAAUUGAAGGUGCUGUUUCUCACCACCAGUGAAAGCCCCGUCGUCACGACCAACCCUCAAGUGUUCUCUUGGGAAUGACGCUGCUCGUCGCAGCUUCGGCAACUCUGUCCUCUGAUGCUCGGCUCCCUGCCCGUUUCAAAGUCCCUGGCUCUUCCUCCUCUCCCCCUCUCACCCCUUUGCUGUCUUGUGUAGUGAUUUGGUGAGAGAAAUUAUUGCUGCCCACCCCACCUCCCCGCACUACGUAUGAGUUUCAAGUUUUAUUAUUGCAAUAAAAGUGCUUUAUGCUGGC
Messenger RNA from Suncus etruscus (white-toothed pygmy shrew), 1567 nucleotides. It is a transcript of the gene FKBP1A, whose product is annotated as FKBP prolyl isomerase 1A. The coding region runs from base 154 to 480 and encodes 108 amino acids. The transcript has 5 exons. The record is from RefSeq and is a predicted model, not a curated record. Lineage: Eukaryota; Metazoa; Chordata; Mammalia; Eulipotyphla; Soricidae. Gene Ontology annotation, molecular function: peptidyl-prolyl cis-trans isomerase activity.